Molecule: messenger RNA, 1158 nt
Organism: Xyrauchen texanus (razorback sucker)
Lineage: Eukaryota; Metazoa; Chordata; Actinopteri; Cypriniformes; Catostomidae
Product: transmembrane protein 170B-like
Exons: 3
Coding region: 93-548 (151 amino acids)
Biological process (GO): negative regulation of canonical Wnt signaling pathway
Cellular component (GO): plasma membrane
Source: RefSeq, a predicted model, not a curated record
CUGAGCAGCAGUUGAUCAGACGGACCGCUGCACCGCCGUCCUCCUCCACCCUGCCGGUGAGAGCCAGACACCGGCACCGGUGAAGAGGCUCCAUGUCUCCGUCGUCCUCCAUCAGGUAUCUGAGCAGGAGGGCUGCGCUGCCGCCCGCCAGAGCCAUGAAUACGGAUUAUACUACUAAUCUAUCGGUGCAGCAGGUGCUCAGCCUUUGGGUCCACGGCACGGUACCGACCCUCCAACACUUCACAGAGAUGUGGUACUGGGUGUUCCUGUGGUGUCUCUUCUCGUCUCUGUUCGUUCACAGCGCUGUUGGUCUGCUCAUGUGUGUGAUGCUACAGCGUCAUAAGCGAGGUCGUCUCAUCACACUGGCGCUCAUCAGUGUGGGCUUCAUGGCCUCUCUCACCGGAGGAGUCAUCACCAGUGCAGCAGUGGCAGGUGUAUAUCGUGUGGCAGGGAGGGACAUGGCUCCAUUGGAAGCUUUGGUGUUCGGAGUGGGCCAGACAACAUUCACUGUCAUCAUCUCAUUCUCACGGAUCUUGGCCACACUCUGAAUGGACAGGCUCAUUGACUGACACACCCAACAGCCAACUUGCCGUCAGAAGAGGCGGGAACAAGAUAAAGUGGGCUAGGAUGAGGUGAGUGUGGUGAAACCACAGAUGUGUGGACCUGCGGUACAAAGAGAUAAGCUGUAGGUGUCACUCAUGACCAAUGGACCUCUUUGAAACCCUGUGGAACUGUUUGGAGAAUCUGACGGUCCAAAUCGUUGAAGCAAAAACAGCAUUAAAGCUAUUCAAAAGCCAGUCACAGAAACUCAAUGAACGUGCCAAUUGCCUCAACGGUGGAAAAUUGAGAAGACACUUUGGAUGCUUGUUCAUUGUCUUCGUUUAACAUUUGUUUUAUUUUUGCACAUGGAUUGCAGCAGCUUUAAGUAAACUGCAUUGGAGUCGCUCGCAUCAGAGCGAUACAGCGGAAACUCUCCUAUAUAUCUAUCAAUCUGUCUGUCUAUCUAUCAGUCUGUCUUCACUCUUUUCUGUCUGCCUCUCUGUAUCUAUCCAUCUAUCUAUCUAUCUAUCUAUCUAUCUAUCUAUCUAUCUAUCUAUCUAUCUAUCUAUCUAUCUAUCUAUCUAUCUAUCUAUCUGUAAACCACCCUUUCAUUCUUGU